Archocentrus centrarchus (flier cichlid) is the source of this 3937-nucleotide messenger RNA. It is a transcript of the gene abat, whose product is annotated as 4-aminobutyrate aminotransferase. Gene Ontology annotation, cellular component: mitochondrion. The transcript is spliced from 17 exons. Gene Ontology annotation, molecular function: pyridoxal phosphate binding; 4-aminobutyrate:2-oxoglutarate transaminase activity. Bases 268 to 1770 code for a protein of 500 amino acids. NCBI's taxonomy places the organism in Eukaryota, Metazoa, Chordata, Actinopteri, Cichliformes, Cichlidae. Gene Ontology annotation, biological process: GABA catabolic process. The record is from RefSeq and is a predicted model, not a curated record.
UAGGCCACUCGGUGCUGAUGGGGGGAGGAGUCUGUAGCUUGCACAGAUCCGGGAGACUGCUCCCUUACAGCUGUCGUCCAGCAGUGGUGCGGGGAUUUUAACGUGUGGAUCGUGCUGCUGUCGCUGGAUCAUCAGACCUGUCCAUCUCUGCUAAGGACUUUCUCAGGUCGCUGGACUCUUGCUGGUUAACUGAAGUGGCUUGGAGAAAGUAGCACCUGAGGACAGUUUCUGCCUGUAUCUCACACUUUUGACUGUGGCUGUUUUGUCAUGGCAGCCUGCCUGAUCAGCCGUCAGCUCGCUCUCUCUCUGCAGAAAAACUUGUGGCUCAGUGCUUCAGGUUGCAGAUACGUCAGCAAGGCAGCAGCAAAGACCCAGGUGGAAUUUGACUAUGAUGGACCCUCCAUGAAAACCACAGUCCCUGGACCACGAUCAAAUGAGCUGAUGAAACAGCUGGGAGAAAUCCAGAAUGUUGGAGCAGUUAACUUCUUCUGUAACUAUGAGGAGAGCAGAGGAAACUACCUUGUGGAUGUGGACGGCAACCGCAUGCUGGAUAUCUACACUCAGAUCUCCUCCAUCCCAAUAGGCUACAACCACCCUGCCCUCCUCAAACUGAUGACCAAUCCAAACAAUCUGAGUACAUUUGUGAAUCGGCCGGCUCUGGGAAUCCUGCCGCCGGAGAACUUUCCAGACAGAAUCACUGAAAGUCUUCUCUCAGUGGCCCCUAGUGGAAUGACGCGUGUUCAGACAAUGGCCUGUGGUUCUUGCUCCAAUGAGAAUGCUUACAAAGCGAUUUUUAUCUGGUAUAGGAACAAAGAACGAGGCCACAGCACACCGUCUGCUGACGAGCUGAACACCUGCAUGAUCAAUCAGGCACCAGGCUGUCCAGAUCUCAGUAUUUUAUCUUUCAUGGGAGGUUUCCAUGGAAGAACAUUAGGUUGUUUGGCAACGACGCACUCCAAAGUGAUCCACAAACUGGACAUUCCAUCAUUUGAUUGGCCUGUUGCCCCAUUCCCCAGACUACAGUACCCACUGGAUGAGUUUACCAGAGAGAACGCGCAGGAAGAGGCUCGUUGUUUGGAAGAGGUGGAAGAUUUGAUUGUGAAGUGGAGGCAGAAGGGAAAGCCUGUAGCAGGGAUUGUGAUUGAGCCGAUUCAGUCCGAAGGCGGCGAUAACCACGCCUCGCCAGACUUCUUCCGGAGACUUCGCAACAUCGCACGCAAGCAUGGCUGUGCUUUUCAUGUGGAUGAGGUCCAGACUGGUGGGGGAUGCACAGGAAAGUUUUGGGCCCAUGAGCACUGGGGUACGGACGACCCUGCUGACAUUGUCUCCUUUAGCAAGAAGCUUCUGUCUGGAGGCUACUACCACAAGGAUGAACUACAGGCAGAUAAGCCCUACCGCAUCUUUAACACAUGGAUGGGCGACCCGUCAAAGAACUUGUUCCUUUCUGAGGUUCUGAAUGUGAUUCGUAGAGAAAAUCUUCUGGAGGAAGUGACCCGUUCUGGGAAAGCCUUGCUAAAUGGCCUUUGUGAGCUACAGGCUCAGUACUCUGGCAUAUUGAGCCGAGCCCGGGGGCAGGGGACCUUCUGCGCGAUUGAUAUCUGUGAUGAUGCAACACGUGAUAGGAUCCUACUCAAGGCCAGAGACAAAGGUCUCCUCCUCGGGGGCUGCGGGGAACGUUCCAUCCGAUUCCGUCCAGCUCUGGUUUUCAAGGAGUAUCAUGUGAACAUCUUCCUCAACAUUUUUAAUGAUGUGCUUGCGCAGCACAAAUAGAUCCUGACAGAACCUCUCUGACAUAAGUUAUCUGAGUUCAUCCAGAAUGGGGGGGGGAGUAGCUCCAGACACUGAGAGAACAGAAGCACAAUCGUUUUAAAUUGAACCGGCCCCGGAUCUGCAGGUCAUGUGACGGCCGAGGGCUCGUUUCUUCAAUUGUAGUAGGUGAGAAUUUUAUAGAAUGUUCACUUUUCUGGAAAAUAAACCCAUUAAAAUAAGCCUAGAAUCUUUUUAAUCUAGACUCAUGUAAAUUUAUUAAACUAUAAGUCUUAAUGGAGUCAGGCAACAAUAACAACAGUAACAGUUGUUACUUUUUUCCAGAAAAAUAACCACUUACAGGAAACAGUCAAAUAUUUUAGUUGUGAAGAGAAGAUCGCACAGCUGUGUUUCCCAAAUGGCAGCGUGUCUGACAUGUACUGAGCCAAAACCAAAUGUUGGUUUUUAGGUGUGUUUUUAAGUCAGGUUCAAAGAUCCUCUGAAGCUGUUAUAUAAAAAUAAUAUCUUCAUUACUAAUCUGGCCUAAAAAAGCUCUUGAAUACUAUCAGGAAAAUAUGAUCAUAUGAGAUUCAUAAGUGUGGCUAAAAAUGGGUGUUUUUCUCCAACAAGUACUAUAGCAAUAAACACAAUAAUGUUCCAACUCCUAAUGAACCUGUUGGCUCAGAACAGCUGCUUCAUCUCACUGCACUGAUUCAUGCUGGCACACAGCCGUCCUGGAUACAGAGUCACUGACACUCUUUGUAUGAACACAGUAAAUCUGAACCGUCCAUAUUCUUAUGACUAUUGUGUUGCUCUUAAUAGGAAUAACUUUUCAACUUGAAAUGAUGUAGCUGAGAACAGUGUGAAUCUUACAUGGACCAUGAAAAUGUCAUAGAUUAUUUAGUGCCUGCAUGUUAUUUAAAUGUGCAUUUUUGUUUGGUUUUUUAUGCCAUUUCCUUAAAACAGAGCAUUGAUACAGUUUACCUUACAUUUGAAAAAGAGCUUCAUUGUAGUUGCCAGAUAUUGUUUUUAAUUUAAUACUUCUCAUCUGUGGCAGGAUGAAUAAGUAGUGCCAGUGUAUUAAGCAUAUAAAAUAAUUUUAAGAAUGCUGUGUAAAAUACAGCUAAAGACAGAAUGCACUGGUUUAAAAAUCUUUUAAAGCUUAAUACUGUCACCCGGGAUGGGCUCCAGUCCUGUGUGAUCUGGGAAAGGCGUUCCUAUUUGGAUACAUGGUUGAGAACAUGGAUGCCAUAUGAGCCCACGUCCUGUGUGCUGUUGGGUUUAAAUGUAUGUUGGGUUACACUUUGCAUAAAAGCAUGUCUGACAUGCUGAAUCCCAUUGGUCUUACAGGUGACACAAAGUACAAAUAUUAAAGUAAUCUUCUCCCAAUCCUGAAUUCAGGAUUACAUAGAAGUGAACAUGUCAACACUGAAGAAAUUCAACCAAUACUAAACUCAUACAGACACUAUGCUGCUAUUGCAGUGGUAACAGUCCAGCUGCCACACAGAGUCAGAGAGACCCUCAUAAAGCUUACUGUAGCUACAUAGGUGGAUUUGAACUCUAAGCACACGUCUAUUCAACGCGGUGGUCGAAAACACAUUAUUUUAUGUGUAAAUUACCAAAUAACUUUGCUGCUGAAAUGAAUGAAGUAUUUGGCAUUGGUUUUUUUGGAUUAACCGGCUCUAUAGAACAUUUUCAGUAGUAGUGAAUGUUCCAUGAAGCUUUUAGGCAAGUGUUAGGAAUGUGAGCAGGUUCAUAAAUGUCUUUGCUAAUAAUAUUAAUGUCUUUAUUGUUUGCUUAUUACAGUCAAAUACAAAUCUGUGAUUUUUUUUUUUUUUACAUUCAUGCUGCAUAAAUUUUACCCCAUUUAAUGCAGAGUAUUAAAAACACCGUUCACAGGGUCAGUUUGUCUUGUAUAACCUACACUUUAUACUGAACAUGAGUCAGAAGGGUUGAUUUGUACCAGAUGUUCCUUAAUAUGAUGGUGGUUAAGACAACAGUGCCUGUCUCCUUGUUGUCAAUCAUUAUAUGGGGUAUCUGUAAUAAUCUUUGAAAAUUUUACACUCAGUACUUGCACUUGUGAUUUAACAUUGAUGAUUAUUACUGUAAUUAUAGAUAGCUCCAAUGAUUAUUGUCUAUAAAACAUUAUGUCCAUGUACUGUGAUAAAUAAAUCAAGUUUUGAAAACUUCA